UGUUGGAAUGCAUUAUAAUUGAGAGUUUGGAUUAAUAGACUACAAGUUUACAACCCUUGAUAAAUUCAAAUAUGUUAUGAUGCGGUUGAUGAUCGAAGGGUGGCGUGAUCUUGUUGAGGUGCGGAUAUAUCAGAUAAGUGAGGAUAUGAAAUUUGAAUCCAUAUCAGUAGUGGACGUGAAUGGGUUUGUUUUAGUCUUUUGAAAGCCUUCAUCCUGGAUUUGUACGUUUUUCGUAUAUAUGCCGGGAAAAGUGCCUCAAAGCUAGUUUUAGAAUUUGGUUGCAGUUAAGAAUCCUAGAAGUAGUAAGCAGUCCAAUCACCAUUAGAAUUUGCUCCCUGGAAAAUUUUCAUAAUAUUGCUUUUCCACUGGCACCGAUCAAUGGCUCCGGUGUCUUGGUCUGAUGACCUCCCAGAGGGCCUGCUUCAGAUGAUCUUGAGGCAGCCAACAGACGUGGUUAGUCUUUACCACUACCGCGACGUGUGUCGUUCAUGGCGGUCGGUUGUCGACAAGCUGUUACAGUCUUCACCUCCGGCUCCACACCUACUUGUCUAUGAAAAGCGAAUUGACAACACUAUAGAACGCGUACGGUUGUUAAAUAUUUUCACCGGCGACUCGAGCAUUUGUGAAAUUCCCGAGUUCAAGACUGGUGAUGGGCAGCCCUUGUUGCCCACAAGCGUCUACUCCUGCCAUGGUUGGCUGCUAAUGGAUUGCACAGCAUGCAUGAAUCACGCCCAUGAUAUCUGUCUCUACAACCCAUUCUCAAGGGCUCGGAUUCAGCUCCCUCCGUUCAUAUUUGACCACUCUCUAGAUACCCGGGAAAUCAAACUUGUUCUAUCAGCUAAACAGACACAGCCAAGUUCAAUUGCUUUAGCUAUUCGUCAGGGGCAAUGUCUUCAUGAAAAAUUCAUGUUUUGGAAACCAGGAGACGAGGAAUGGACACCCAUUGAUAAUUCUUGCAAGAAGCGGAUGUGGGUUGGUGAUAUUAUAAGCUUCAAGGGUGGAUUCUGUGCAAUUGACUUCUACGGGAACGUUACGCAAUUCGAGUUGAGUCCUGUUCCUCGUGCCACAAAAAUUCCAACUCGUAAUAAAAAUGGCGAGACGCUUCUUUUUGGCUAUCUGGUGGAAUCGCUAUCUGGGGAUCUGUUGAUGGUUCGUAAAGCUUUGAGCUUCCAGGUUUGCAAAUUGGAUUGGGAGAGGAUGGAGUGGGAUGAGAUCACGAGCUUGGGUGAUGAAGCAAUUUUCUUGGCUCGUAAUGAAUCUGUGUGCAUACGAGCUGGUGAAUCUACCGUAUACAGACCCAAUUGCAUCUAUUUCACAGAUGAUGCGGUGGCAUUGGAUAUCUUCAAAGACUCAAGGCGCAAAGAGAAAUUUGGGGUAUACGACAUGGCAAAUAAAACCCUCCAUCGGUUCCCUUACUAUUUUCCGUGUCACGUUAGUCUACGCCACCGAUGGUUCGCAAUGCACUUGUAGCUGUAACUCCUUCAGGGUUUUCAAAAACGAAUUGCAUUCUAAGUAUUUGAUUGAAAGCGGCAAAGACAACAGCUAUUGUCUUUCGUCUCUGGUGCUUAGGCUGGGCACUUUGAAAGAACUCUGUUAUCUUGCUAGUUUAAUUAUCAUCUCCAGUAUAGUUUCUUUAAAUGCAGCAAUUGUCAUUUACAAGCUUAGCAGCAUAAUAUGUGAAUGUUCAAAACUGUUUGGUCUGAAUUCGAUUUAUGUUGUUGCCUGUAAGUAGGAAGUGACAGGGAACAACUUUCUCAGCUUUCUGCGUCUGUUUGUAUGCCAAUAUGCCAUCAUUCCUCUUUCUUAGAAAAUGAGCCUUAUUUGCUUC
Alnus glutinosa is the source of this 1828-nucleotide messenger RNA. Its product is annotated as F-box protein At2g26160-like. NCBI's taxonomy places the organism in Eukaryota, Viridiplantae, Streptophyta, Magnoliopsida, Fagales, Betulaceae. The record is from RefSeq and is a predicted model, not a curated record. The coding region runs from base 379 to 1470 and encodes 363 amino acids. The transcript has a single exon.